This is a messenger RNA of Erpetoichthys calabaricus (reedfish), 2103 nucleotides long. RefSeq names its product solute carrier family 23 member 3 (gene slc23a3). Gene Ontology annotation, molecular function: transmembrane transporter activity. Gene Ontology annotation, cellular component: membrane. The transcript is spliced from 12 exons. NCBI's taxonomy places the organism in Eukaryota, Metazoa, Chordata, Cladistia, Polypteriformes, Polypteridae. Gene Ontology annotation, biological process: transmembrane transport. The record is from RefSeq and is a predicted model, not a curated record. Bases 61 to 1860 code for a protein of 599 amino acids.
ACUUUCUGGCUGUUAACAGCAUUUGCUGACAUUCCACUCAGAGUGAGGAAGUGCUGGAGGAUGGAGGUGUCCAGCUCCACAUCACAUCAAAAGAAAAGGAAUUUUGAAGAAACAAGGAUACCUGGCUUUAGGGUGGACCAGAGGCCUCCCUGGUAUAUAAACAUCCCACUGGCACUGCAGCAUGUGUUCAUCCUGUCUUCAGUGCUUGUGAUGGUGCACAGCCUUCUUUUCAAGGGGCUCCAGCAACAAAGGAAGGAUGUGAACCAGUAUGAAGACCAAUUUAUGGCCACAAGCCUUUUCACUUCAGGAAUUGCUACGCUAAUGCAGACCACUCUUGGGAGCAGGCUGCCACUGAUGCAAGCUCCCUCGCUUGAGUUCCUCAUUCCUGCGCUUGUCUUGCUUACAAGCAAUGAACCAAGACAUGACUAUAAUGGAACAAAUGAAACUUGGACUGGAGAUGAGUAUGAUGAGAAGAUCCACUGCAUGGACUGGAGUAGAGAGCUCCAGGGUGCUGUUUUUGUAUCUGGCAUUGUCAGACUUCUUCUGGGGCUAUCAGGCUUCUACGGUGUUAUAUCACGCUACUUCAGCCCGAUGGUAGUUGCACCAACACUUUCCAUCAUUGGACUGUCCAUUUACAAAGAAGCAGCGCUCUUCUGCUCAGCCAGCUGGGGCAUUACUGCGGUUGUGGUCCUGUUGAUUGUCCUGCUGUCCCAGCACAUGCAUAACCUCUUUAUCCCAUCAUGCCGGAAUGCCACUUCUCAAUGUAUUACCCAAUACCCAGUCUUCAGGAUGUUUUCAGUCCUGCUGCCACUGGUGUGUGUUUGUAUUGUUAGUGGGCUUCUAGGGGUGACUCGUAUCAUCUCUCUUGAGAACAUAGUGGAUGCUUCACUACUUCAGCACAGAAACAGCUCAUUCCACCCACCUUGGCUUUGGGUUCCCUAUCCAGGUCACAAUGGACUACCUUUGCUGACUGGUCGCUCGCUAUUAACUGGCAUUGCAGCUGCUUUGUCUGCUGGCAUCAGUUCACAAAGCUGCUAUUUGAUGACUGCCAGACUGGCCAAAACUCUGCCUCCCCCUCCGUCCACCUAUAACCGAGGACUGUGUAUAGAGGGUCUGGGAAGUACUAUUGCAGGCAUGCUGGGUAGCAUAUCUGGAACAGCAACUAGUGUUGCUAACAGCUGCAGUCAUGGGUUAACUCAGUGUUGCUCCAGAGAUGUUGUGCAGGUGUCGGCCAUCAUGUGUUUGCUGCUUGGCAUCUCUCCUAGACUGACCCACCUGCUGACUUACAUUCCCUUCUCUGUUCAUGGAGGGAUUUUAAGCAUCACUCAUGCUGUUGCUGUGGCAACUGGAAUCACCUAUUUUCAGUAUACUGACAUGGACUCUGGCCGGAACAUCUUCAACAUUGGUUUUUCUCUGUUCAUGGCUCUGCUGGCUCCUCGAUGGUUCUCCAGUCACAAAAACUUUAUUUCUACAGGAGCAACAAGUGCGGACAUAUUCUUCCUGUCUCUGCUGACCAUGCCGGUGUUCUUGGGCGGAGUUGUGUCCUUCUUCUUAGACAACACGGUUUCAGGAUCCCCACAGGAACGGGGCCUUCACAGCUUGCUUUUGGAAUACAGAGCGAGAGAGUGCACCGAGCAGGAGUCCGCAGUGUAUGACUUGCCACCUGUUGUCAGUAAGCUGCUGUUAAAUCGGCGACUUCGCGUCUUUCCCUUCUGUGCCUUCAGCACAAUGUCAGCAGCUCAGGUGGAUCAAGAAGUCGCAAUCUCACCAGAAGAGAGGACAGAUUUAUUAUUAAAUGUACACAGUGAGAACAUGGAUACAUCUCGUUGUGAUGCAGCUCCCAGUACUUCUGACUGUUAGAAACCCUAUGGAUCUCAUACUGGGUGUUUUUAUGUAUAUCGCUGCUGGCCCAAUUUCCCUCCAUGUCUUCCAGGACAAACAGCUGUGCCCUGUUCUGCUUCUGUGGGCUUCUCCAUUUGGGCUUAUUCAGACAGUACAGAAAUGUCACUGGACAAGCACAAGUAGCUCAAGUAUCACAGACCUGCUGCAUGCAUAUGGGGAAAUUCUUGUUUAUUAUAACCAACGGUAUUUAUUUUUCAAAUA